Molecule: messenger RNA, 740 nt
Organism: Drosophila takahashii
Lineage: Eukaryota; Metazoa; Arthropoda; Insecta; Diptera; Drosophilidae
Source: RefSeq, a predicted model, not a curated record
UUCGGAAACUCUAUUCAAAAUUAUUAACAUUUUCCAGCAAAGCUAGCGAGAAUGGCUGAUAUGCAUGAGCUUAUUGUGACCAGCAUUAUAUUCCUUUAUCAGGUUUUCCUCAUUUUUAGAUCCAUACAUCCCCUGAAAAAGGAUGCCCUGCUGCUCAUCCUGCACAACUUUUUGCUGUACUAUGUGAUCAAUAUGUUCAAGCACCUGGCUCAAGAUACCAUUAACUCGGAUGGACCGGUGAACACCUUCUACUACGUUCCACUGGUUUUUGAAGAAAGCGUCGCCUUGGGAUCCCAUCAGAGUUGGCACGAGGUCCUGCGGUCAUCCAGCUGGCAGUUCUUUGAGGUCCUUUUCAGGCAUCAUUUGGCCCUGCUGUUGCCAUUUAAUUUGGCCCUCCUGGUGCCCCGCUGCAAGUUGGCCUUCAUUAGCACUUUGGUCCUGCUGUCCAACUUCGUGAUGUUCGUCUGUUUCUCCUCGGCCAUUUGUCAGCUGGUCCUGGCCCACAGCCACGCCCCCAGCCUGCGCCUUCUCACGAUCCUGGGUUUGGGCCCAGUUUGCCAGGCUCUCCUUGCCUGCCGCCUUUUGGCCCGAAUGUGGCUCAGUGAGUGGAUUGUUGUUUGAGGCAUGAAAUUUGAUUUGCCGGCACUGAUUGCUGGCCAAAAGCCACACACCCCCAUCUAUCCAUCUAUCCACCCAUCGUAAUCAGAGCCACCGAAGUUUAGCAACAGCAAAUCAAAGCA